CCCUGGUCCCGGGACGAGGGGACCGGACGGAGGGGACGGGGGAGGGGAAGGUGCGCCGCCUCCUCCCUCUGGGCUUGUAAAUCCGCAGCGGCCUCCGCAGCAGCCUCCCAGCCCGCCCCCGGCCCCCUCCUCCUCCCGCGCUGGAAUGGUACGUUCCGGUCCGCCUGGCCCGGCUGCAGUGGAUGUUGCUAGAACCCACGCGGAGGAGGGAAGAGACGCAGGCAGGCUGCGGUGACCCAAGCGGCCGCCCCUGCCUCAGGGACCCCUUCCCGGAGACACGGCACCAUGACCCAAGGAAAGAUCUCCGUGGCUAACAAAGCCCCCGGGACAGAGGGGCAGCAGCAGGCCAGUGGGGAGAAGAAGGAAACUCCAGCAGUGCCCUCGGCCCCGCCCUCCUAUGAGGAGGCCACCUCUGGGGAGGGGCUGAAGGCAGGGGCCUUCCCCCCGGCCCCGUCAGCCGUGCCUCUCCAUCCCAGCUGGGCCUAUGUGGACCCUAGCAGCUCUAGUUAUGAGAACGGUUUCCCCGCUGGAGACCAUGAGCUCUUCACCACCUUCAGCUGGGAUGACCAGAAAGUUCGACGAGUCUUCAUCAGAAAGGUCUAUACAAUCUUGCUGAUCCAGCUGCUGGUGACCUUGGGUGUCGUGGCUCUUUUCACCUUCUGUGACCCCGUUAAGGACUAUGUCCAGGCCAACCCAGGAUGGUACUGGGCAUCCUACGCUGUAUUCUUUGCGACCUAUCUGACCCUGGCCUGCUGUUCUGGACCUAGGAGGCAUUUCCCCUGGAACCUGAUUCUCUUGACCAUCUUCACCCUGUCCAUGGCCUACCUCACUGGGAUGUUGUCCAGCUACUACAACACCACAUCUGUGCUGCUGUGCCUGGGCAUCACGGCUCUCGUCUGCCUCUCUGUCACCGUCUUCAGCUUCCAGACUAAGUUCGACUUCACCUCCUGCCAAGGCGUGAUCUUCGUGCUGCUCAUGACGCUCUUCUUCAGUGGACUCAUCCUGGCCGUCCUCCUGCCCUUCCAAUAUGUGCCCUGGCUUCACGCAGUGUAUGCCGUGCUGGGAGCAGGCGUGUUUACGUUGUUCCUGGCAUUCGACACCCAGUUGCUGAUGGGUAACCGACGCCACUCACUGAGCCCCGAGGAGUAUAUUUUUGGAGCCCUCAACAUUUACCUAGACAUCAUCUACAUCUUCACCUUCUUCCUGCAGCUUUUUGGCACCAACCGGGAAUGAGGAGCCCUUCCUUCCUUCCUUCCUUUCAAGAGUGUCCCCCUUGCUGGUCCUCUGUCCCUCCCUGUACUCUCCUGCAAGCCCAGAUGUGAAACUAGCUGUCAGCCCAUCCUUUGGCCUCCCCUCAGCCCGAUGCUUGUCCUCACCCUCUGCAGCCUUGUACCCCAGCAUUAGGGGCCCCACAGAACCGAGGUCACACCCUCUCCCUCUGUGCUGCCCCUUCCUCCCACUUACAUCUCCUGAAGUGAACAGUCAAGACUGGAGACUCCUCUGGGUUUGAGGACCGAAGGGACGAGUGGGAGGAGUCCAGCAGGAUUCCAGAGGUGGAAAAGAGAUCUCAGGACCGUAGCUGAAGUCUGCACCCCACUGAGGUUCCUCCUAAGGCUGCCCCAGCUGUGUGGGGUACAUUGUCCUGUGUCAAAUCCACUCCUCUGUUCUUUCCUUCUAGAUCAGGCAUUGACACUUAUAAGGGGGUGUGAGGAAGCUGGGAGAGAAAGUGAGACUGUUCUGCCGGUGGGGGGAUGUGGAUCGACCCAAUGGUUGUCCCAGGCUGCCCAUCCUGGCAACUUUGAGACUAGCACCAUAUUCUAGGCACUUGAGCCCUAUGCCAUGGAAGAGGGGCAGGAAGCCAGAACGAACUAUCUGAACUUGCCUUGGUUUACCGUCCUGGGUCAUGAAAGAACUCUGUUGGGGCAGGAGGUGGGGACAGGGGACCUGUCCAGGGGCCAUAAGGGAGAUGGGGGGCAGGUGGUCCUUUGGGAGGUGUGGGCUUUGUAGUAACACCAAGUCACCCAGCCCUGCAUCUCACUGUGGGGGGGGGGGACGGCAUUUGAAAUUGGCAGGACUGACUUCCUCUCACCCUCUUCCCUGGACUCCCUGGGCUGUCCCCCAACCUCGGCCUGAGGCUGAGUGGAGUGUGUGGACCCUAGAGGAUUGGAUGCUCCGAUAGAGAGGGAGGGUUAUACUAGCUGCUGAACUAGCCCCACUGGGAGGGAAUCCUGCCCUGCCCGGAGGCCUUUCCACACUUCUUUCCUAAACUUUCCCCCACCCACUGCUGCCCUGUGCUGGUGGAUCCCCAAGCCAGGCCUCCUGAGGCCUCAGUUGGCAGUGCCCAUAUUCCUCCCCCUGGCUUCUCUGGCCGCUCAGCCCAGAAGCCUAAGCCCUCCCCCCCUUCAUUCCUUAUCUCCUUAUCUCUGGACUCUGGAAGCCGUUCAGCUGAUGCUAACAGCCAGAGCCGGUCCUUCCAGCUGGUCCCAUGUGAUGAGGUUGGGUCUCCUUAUCAGCCUCCAGGCCUCUGAGAGCUGAGACUCGAUCAGGGUGUACGUCAGCCCCCCAGCAGGGCCUGCAGGGGAGGGUAUGAUGGGGCCAUACCAGGGGGAAGUGUGCAGCCAGCACCUCGAAGCCAGCUCUGCGCGGGUGGAAAGUUACCGGGUGCGGUCAGAGAGGUUCAUAUACCUGGACCUUCCCUUGGGCUUUCCCUCCAGGGCUCACCUCUCUUCCCGGUGCUGGGGGCUCUUUUGCCCUUGGAGAGAGUGACUAGGUAUGUUAGCAAUCUGUUUUGACUCUUCCUUCUCCACCCUUCCUGUUUUCAGCUUUCAAGAAAUAUUGCAGAAGCAUUUGAAAUUUUGUUCCCCCUUGGGCAUUUGAGGAAAGAGGGAAGCAAGAACGGAUGGUAGUGUUUGUGCAUGAGACAAAGGCAACUGGGAGCAUGGCUGGAUGCCUACUGUGUGCUGGUCUAAAUCCGUCCAUUAAAGCAAUCCUGUAAAGGCAGUCGUCUGCACAUGCUGAUCGCAGAGGGCAAAGCUGAGGUGGUCGAGAGAAUUGGGAGCAAGACCAAGGGCAUACAGCUAACCUACUAGACUGGGGCUGGAAUGAGACCGGGUGGUCAGGCCAGACAUCCUAGGUCUCCGGAGGAUUUGUUGUCUUCUUUGUCUCCCCGGCUUCCCCCUUGCCCCCACUACCACCACCAAAUUUUGUACUCUGUCGUUUCCACCUUCUAGACACAAGCUGGGAAGCAGGAUUCUGGUGGCUGAUUCCCAGCCUCACUGCCGACAGGCUCAUGGUAUUAAGUUGCGAGUAGUUUUCAGAUUAACGAGAUGGAAGACCUCGGCCUGGGCAGUGCAGGGAGAGGGACCAGAACACAUUUGCCCUGACUUCCGGGUCCAGUUGCCACCUUUCCUCCAAGGUCUGUUCACUUCCUCUCCAGUUCCAAAAGGGUCAUUCAACCCAGGCCUUGGUCAUGCUUCCCAGAAUCCUCUUGUCCAAGUCGUCCUCUCCCUAGGACAGUUUAUGCAGAAAUAGGCUUGAGAAGCUGAUCUGGGGCUGAGCUCUGAAAGGUUGAGGGAAGGAGGUAAGCCCUCAGCAACAAACAAUGUGACUGGGCAACUUGGCAUUCUGGAAGCAGGGGCAGUAUGCCACAGACUCUCCUGUGAGAGGCCCCUGAGGGAUCCAGAACACGCUGAGCCAGCUGCAGAGCUGGGGCUGGGAGCCCUGCUUAUCACCUCCCUGCCCCCAACUCAGGCCAGGAAGAGCCCAGGAACACCUGGCUGGGCCUUUGAAGGAGGAAGGGCAGAGGAACAGGAAUGCAGGAUUAGGAGAAACUGAGAAACCAAAGCUAAGCAGGUGCCACAACCUGCCAAGGAGAAAGAGAACCUGUGGGCCCUCACAUUUUUGGCAGGGGAGGGGCUGGGCCAAGGAAGGAGUAGGUUGGAUUUUAUAGAGCUCGAGGCAGCCAGGAAUCUGAUCAUCUGUGAUGUCAGGUCGGAGGUUUCCUGCCAGGAGGAAGACAGAAAGACAGAUGGAGAGAUCCUCUCCUGGGGUUGCGUCUGGGGUCCUAGGAGGCACAGGGAAUUCCCCGGACUCCUGCCCCAAUUCCCAGGCACGUGUGUGGCUCCUGUGUUGUCUGAGGAAGCCCCAGGAAUCUUGUUCUUCCUCCCAGGGGAGUCAGGAACCCACAGAUAACCCUUAUUUCCAAAGGUUCUGCCUCUCCCUCCCUGGCCCUCCUGGGACUAGCCCAAGACCUAACCUUGCUCCCGAGAGCUGGAUUUCACGCCAGCGCUUUGCUGCCCCCCGGUGGCCGCUGGAGGAAAAGCAGGGCCUGGUUCUGCGGGCGAGAAGCAGAAGGGCUGUGUGGCUUGCUGGCUUCAGACAGCAUUCAUUCACCACCCUUCUCAGACCUCCCCAGACCUCUCUCCUCAUCAGCCUCUGAUUGUUCCCUUUAGUCCAACUGUUGUCACAUCUUUGGGACACUGUUCACCCAUAUCCUAGAAACCACCCUGUGCCACCCGGCCCCAGAGCUUUCCCUCAAGAGACUGAGGGCAGACACCUGCCACCACACACAGUCCCUCUGGCCUCAGCCCCUUCAAGCUGCCCAGGGUCCGAGUCUGUUCCAUUUCCUGGCGUCACCUUCCCGGUACGUGACUGACAGGAGAUAAUAAUAAAAUUAUGACAUCUGAACCAUU
This is a messenger RNA of Mustela erminea (ermine), 4691 nucleotides long. RefSeq names its product Fas apoptotic inhibitory molecule 2 (gene FAIM2). Gene Ontology annotation, biological process: negative regulation of apoptotic signaling pathway. The transcript is spliced from 12 exons. Gene Ontology annotation, cellular component: membrane; endoplasmic reticulum; Golgi apparatus. Lineage: Eukaryota; Metazoa; Chordata; Mammalia; Carnivora; Mustelidae. The record is from RefSeq and is a predicted model, not a curated record. The coding region runs from base 286 to 1233 and encodes 315 amino acids.